AUGGUGUCCACUGGUGGUCUCAUGGAGACCAAGCACAAGGCUGGACAUGUCGAGCCGAUUUAUUGUUGCAGCUCGUCACUUGAGCCCGGCUACAAGCAGCCUCUUUCGCGCCGUGGCGGGCCUCCCUCGGAAUGCGCCGAGAUGGCCCAGGAACGACAGCUUGGCAGGGCAGAAGGCUUCGAGGCGUCCAGUCCAGUCCGGGCAGGAAUAGGCUCUGCCGCUCUGCAAUCUCGUGAGUCGUCGGCAUCUGCCCCAGCGUGCCGCGGCACAAGGUGGUAG
Metarhizium album ARSEF 1941 is the source of this 279-nucleotide messenger RNA. RefSeq lists its product as uncharacterized. The record is from RefSeq and is a predicted model, not a curated record. Bases 1 to 279 code for a protein of 92 amino acids. The transcript has a single exon. NCBI's taxonomy places the organism in Eukaryota, Fungi, Ascomycota, Sordariomycetes, Hypocreales, Clavicipitaceae.